Salarias fasciatus (jewelled blenny) is the source of this 2473-nucleotide messenger RNA. It is a transcript of the gene pglyrp2, whose product is annotated as peptidoglycan recognition protein 2. The transcript is spliced from 4 exons. Gene Ontology annotation, biological process: peptidoglycan catabolic process. The coding region runs from base 1 to 1443 and encodes 480 amino acids. Gene Ontology annotation, molecular function: N-acetylmuramoyl-L-alanine amidase activity; zinc ion binding. The record is from RefSeq and is a predicted model, not a curated record. NCBI's taxonomy places the organism in Eukaryota, Metazoa, Chordata, Actinopteri, Blenniiformes, Blenniidae.
AUGACUUUAUUUAGAUUUUUUUUAACUUUCUGCUUCUUCUUUUUUACUGUGUACAGUAAACCAACAGGCGAACAUCUGCGUAACAUGGACAGCUUCAUCCGAGCUGUGGAGCAGGUCGAAGACUCCAAUCCCGGCCUGUCCAGCCUGGCUCUGCUCAGGGCCCUGCGCCGGACGGCGGGCCACGACGAUCAGAUGACCAUCCACUACCUGGGUGCAUCGAACAACCUGACCGGGACCGAGUUCCUGGAGACGGCCAUCCUCAACGCCACCUCCUUCAGCUUUUUUGACAAGGCCAUCCACCACAUCGUGACGGACUACGGAGAGGAGCGAGGGGUGGUCCUGGCUCAGGACGGCACCACCGUAGCACUCGCGCCGUUGCUGCUGGGAAUUGAGUCGGGACUCAAAGCCUUGAUGGAGGGGGCAACGACCGACGGGCUUUUCCCGCUGACCCUGGGCCGGACGUUGGGCCUGUCCUUCCUCAGCCUCCAGGACUUCCCGCCCUCUCACCGCCUGGGGCCCAACGGGUGCUGGGACAGCGUGGAGCGCCCCAAGGUGUUCAAGCUGUCCCGGCCUGCCACCCUGGCCACAGACGCCAUCAUAAAUGGAGGCAUGGAUGGAGCCAUCCUGGGCAUUCACCUCAGCAAUCUGUCUUCCUCCGGACAGCCACAAAGCCUCAGCAAGAUCCUGAAAGGAUACUACAGUUUCUCUCUACAAGCGGGGCAGGGCCUCGACGCCAUCACCGCCAACGUCAGCCCGAAGAGGAGAGAGCUGUCCAGGGCCGUGCUGGAGUCCCUCGACCUUCACAGCCGGGUGAUGGAGACCCUGUCGCUGGUGUGGAAGCUGGAGAAGACCGAGUGGAUCGCUCUGGACACCGGCGUCGGGAAGGCGGUGGCCGAAGGACUGAAGCUGUUUGUUCACAAGUACUGGGACUGUCCUCAGAUCAUCACUCGCUGUCAGUGGGGGGCAAAAUCUUCCCGGAACACACCGAAUCCGCUGUCUCUUCCGCUUCACUUCCUCUACGUUCACCACACCUACCAGCCGUCAGCGCCUUGCCUGACCUUCAAACACUGCUCUGGAGACAUGAGGGCCAUGCAGCGCUUCCACCAGGACGACCGCGGCUGGGACGACAUAGGAUACAGCUUCGUGGUCGGCUCUGACGGGUACGUCUAUGAGGGGAGGGGCUGGAACCACCUGGGCACGCACACCAGAGGCCACAACUCCGUCGGGUACGGGGUGUCGAUCAUCGGCGACUACACCUCCACCCCGCCGUCCCGCCACGCCAUGGACCUGCUGCGUCACCGACUGGUCAAGUGUGGGGUGGAUGGAGGGGGCCUGGUGGCAAACUUCACCAUCCAGGGACACAGGCAGGUGGUGAACUACACCGCCUGCCCUGGAGAUGCCUUCUUUGCUGAAAUAAGAAGCUGGGAGCACUUCAGGGAAUGACAGGACCACCGCUGUUAGGUUGAGUUUGGUACAUUCGUAAUGUAGGUCACUGUUUUUUAAAACGCGGGAUGGGCCUCCCCUGGUGGGGCGCCACAGAGCUGCACACGCUCAAAUCCUGGGGCCAGAGCAAUGACAGUAAAACUAGUAAUUGUUUUUUAUUAAAACAUACUUUUCUUUUUUAAUUUAUGCCUUUGUUAGAGACAAAUCAAAACUACUUUCAAUUAAAAAAAACAAAACAAAACAUCAGUCUGUAUAUAAAAACUCAAAAGAUAUUUUAAAUUAAAGAAUCUGACAUUCAAGAGAGGAUACAAGUUUUGUUGUUGCUUAUGAACCCAAACAGCCGUUUUAAAAUAACGUAUGAUGCAUAAAGUCUGGCAUUAAACCAAAAACCCAGCAUCAGAGCGACGCACGAGUUUGAGCAGGAGGCAUUCAGACAGGAUCAUCAGGUGGAAAUCCUAAAAUUGUUGCAUGAUCAUCUACUUUUUGGACAUUUAGGUGUUAAUAAAAUUUAUAAUCAUGACUUGAGGUGUUUUUUCUGACUGUCAUGAACUGGAGCAGCACGGAGACUUGUCAUAUGUGUAUGCAAAGCUUUGGUAAAUCAAACCGUGCCAGAUUCAUGUCUCGUGAUUUUGUGCAAACAGUGAAACAACCGAACAUCCCUAAAAGUCCCUGAGUUUUAGUCCAGUAGGAUCUGUUUUUGCACACGCAGUGCAGGACAGUCUGCAGGGGAUGAGUCGUCCAUAACAAAAGAAGCAAAUAACAUUGUGUGAGUUUGAUUGAGCUACAGAGAUGUGAGAGGAAAAGUUGUGGUUCAGGACAAGUCAAGCUGGCUCGUUGGAAGGAUGGAUGUGUUCUGCCAUUUUUGGGUUCCGUCUUCACACGAUGAGCCUCACUGCUUCUUGGUGAUGGUGGUUUACUACAGAAACUUCUCCGAUCAAAACAACAAAACAAAGCCAUUUCCCCUGGUGUGAUGUUCAUAGUGUUUGUGUUACAAUGUGUUCUGGAAUUUCCCAGUUUGGGAUUAAUAAAG